Musa acuminata AAA Group (dessert banana) is the source of this 1938-nucleotide messenger RNA. Its product is annotated as inositol-tetrakisphosphate 1-kinase 4-like. Bases 313 to 1464 code for a protein of 383 amino acids. The transcript is spliced from 9 exons. Gene Ontology annotation, cellular component: cytoplasm. Gene Ontology annotation, molecular function: ATP binding; magnesium ion binding; inositol-3,4,5,6-tetrakisphosphate 1-kinase activity. NCBI's taxonomy places the organism in Eukaryota, Viridiplantae, Streptophyta, Magnoliopsida, Zingiberales, Musaceae. The record is from RefSeq and is a predicted model, not a curated record. Gene Ontology annotation, biological process: inositol trisphosphate metabolic process.
UCUCGCUCGCUAGCCUGCUUCCUUCCGACUCUCACGAAGCGCUUCCCAGAACCUCUUCGUCUCGCUCCCUAGAUCGCUCUCCGUUUGGAGUAAUCUCGAAGGCUGUCGUAUCCCGGAUUCGAAUCCCCUGCUUCCGCUCACCCCCUAGGAUCGAAGCAACAUCCCCUUCGUUUGCUCUUGAACGCCGGUUGAUCGGGCACGACGGAGGGUUUCUAGGGUUUCGACCGUGUGGUUCGUGUCGAGCUCUGGAGGGUUUUGUUGGUGAUUUAAGGUCUGGUCUAGGAGGGCGAGAGGCGGAGGAGGGAGGGGGUGAUGAGGUUGAACGGGGAAAUCUCGUACCUACGAAAUGAGGAGGAGAAUGAGAACGAUAGCGUCGCCCUGAUAUCGCUUCCACCGCCGCCGCCGCCGACGCUGGAGAAGCUCGUCGUGGGGUAUGCUCUGACCUCCAAGAAGGUCAAGAGCUUCUUGCAGCCGAAGCUGGAAGGGUUGGCAAAGAAGAAAGGAAUUGUAUUUGUUGCCAUUGACCAGAGCCAACCACUUGUAGACCAAGGUCCUUUUGACAUUGUUCUUCACAAGUUGACUGGAAAAGAGUGGCAACAAAUUCUGCAGGAUUAUUGGGAAAAACAUCCAGAAGUUACUGUCCUUGAUCCACCUGCUGCCAUACAACAUCUGUACAAUCGCCAAUCAAUGCUUCAGGAUGUAGCUAAUUUGAAUUUGUCUGACUGCUAUGGUAAAGUUGGCACUCCUAGGCAGCUAGUUAUCACCAAAGACCCAUCAUCAAUUCCAGAUGCAGUUAGCAAGGCUAGGUUAACUCUUCCAUUAGUUGCGAAACCCUUAGUGGUUGAUGGAAGUGCAAAGUCACAUGAAUUAUCACUUGCCUAUGAUGAGUUCUCCUUAUCAAAGCUUGAUCCUCCCUUGGUUCUCCAAGAGUUUGUUAAUCAUGGCGGUGUUCUCUUUAAGGUCUAUAUUGUUGGAGAGGCAAUAAAGGUUGUUCGUCGAUUUUCCCUUCCUGAUGUUAGUAAGCGCGAACUCUUGAACAAUACUGGUGUCUUUCGGUUCCCCAGGGUUUCUUGUGCUGCAGCAUCUGCAGAUGAUGCAGACCUGGACCCUAGUAUUGCUGGUAAGGUCUUUGCAGGAUACAUGGAUUUUGAUUUGUUUAUGAUGACAAAAAGUAUGCUGUAUUAUGUGAAGAGUGAGUGCCUCUUUCUUUCAUAUUGUUUUUCUGUAGAACUUCCUCCAAGGCCAUUGCUUGAGAAGCUCGCUAGGGAGCUCCGUCUUCGAUUGGGUCUUCGAUUAUUCAACAUAGAUAUAAUCAGAGAGCACGGAACAAGGGACCGGUUUUAUGUCAUUGAUAUCAAUUAUUUUCCUGGUUAUAGUAAAAUGCCAGGCUAUGAACACAUAUUUACCGACUUCCUUCUGCGCGUGGUACAGAGCAAGUUCAAAAGGCUACUAAGUAGCAACUGAUCAUCUAGCUUGAGGAUGCUGCUCGACGGCACGAAGCACUUGCCGGAUACCUGAACCCGGGGGGAGCAGAGUCCCAACCAGAUGCUCAAUGUACAUAAGCUCGGAGACCCACAAUAAUCUGGAGCUUUAUUCCGAGAUGGUGGCAUUUAUUGUGCAGAUAAGUGCUACUGCUUCCCUCUUCUCUGGUUACUGAUUCAUGUUAUAAGCAAGCCUUCUGUGAAAGUCUAAUCACACCCCCACCAAAACACCCCUCCUCUUUUAUCUUUUGUGGUUCGUUCCUUGUUCAUGUUCUAAUGGAUGAUCAAUGUAAUUCCAGUUUCCGAACAGUGUGCUUUGUGGAGUGAGGAAUCAAAUCUACAACGUUAGUGGCUAAAACUCUCCUUUUUGUAUGAUUUUUAUAGGAGGUUUAAGCACAUUGUUCAACCUGACAAAUUUUAAUAGCAGAUAAUGCAGCUUUGACGUGAAAUUCUUUCA